AUGUUAGAAGCUUUUCCCUUGCAGCCUAUCCAAGUUGAGCAACUCUUCAUAAAGUGGGGAAUUGAUUUCAUUGGAGCCAUUAACCCAUGUUCCAGUGAAGGUCAUAAGUGGGUUCUCACUACUACUAACUAUUUUACAAGAUGGACUGAAGUUGUAGCAUUAAAAGAGGCUAGUGAGAGUGUUGUCCUAAACUUUUAUGAAGAUUUGGUAACAAGAUUUGGUACUCCUGAUUAUAUCAUUUCUGAUAAUGCCUUAGCUUUUGUGGGAACAAAGAUAAGUGAGUGGGCAGUGCAUAAUGGCAGAUUUUCUUAUACAUCUUCAAACUAUUAUCCUCAAGGGAAUGGACUAGCUAUGUCCACAAACAAGAACUUAAUUAAAAUCAUCAAGAGGAAAAUUGAGGAUAAUCAAAGAGCAUGGCAUACAAAACUGAAAUCAACUCUAUGGGCUAAUAGAAUCACCCCUAAAAGGUCAACUGGUAACUCACCCAACAUGCUGGUCUAUGGUAAAGAGGCAAGGUUUCCUAUCUCCCUUGAGCUUCCAGCUUUUGAUUUGGUCAAUCAACUUGAAAUGAUGGGAGAAGAGCCAAUGGCAAUAAUGUUGCAACAGCAAGUAGAGUUGGAAGAGAUUAGAGAUUAG
Molecule: messenger RNA, 636 nt
Organism: Cryptomeria japonica (Japanese cedar)
Lineage: Eukaryota; Viridiplantae; Streptophyta; Pinopsida; Cupressales; Cupressaceae
Exons: 1
Coding region: 1-636 (211 amino acids)
Biological process (GO): DNA integration
Molecular function (GO): nucleic acid binding
Source: RefSeq, a predicted model, not a curated record